GUUAGAUCCAGGAACGCACCCGAUUUCUCUCGAUUCGACACGAAGCGAAGCGAAGACACGCACCUCCCCGACAGCCCCGAUUCAGCUGCGCCACCUGCAUCACUUUCGUCCAAGUCUAGCAGCUCAUCUACGAACAAGAAAAUAGAAGAGAACAAGCCGGCAGAUUCUUCACGUGCCGGAGAUAAAGACCCCAGGGCGUCGGGACCUGCUCCGGAGAUGCCCCCGAUUCCCAAAACAAAGCCGGCUACCGAGCAGCAGGAAACCCCGGAGCCCCAGCCUUCUCAGGAGCCGCAAUCUGGGCCAGAGGCUUCCACCAGCGAAGGUGUACAAACAGCCGAUGCUAAAGAUGCUUCACAGACACAAGCGGCCUCGGCAGGCUGGUUCGGCUGGUGGGCUAGAGCUCCACCUGCCGAACCUCCUGCUCAGGCCGCGCCAAAUCCCCAGGCGAUAAAAGAAGAGGAGGCAUCCAAGCCCGCCGAAAAUGUCGAGCCAGCUGAGCCAGCUGAACCAGCACCCUCCGAGCAAGCGCCCCCUUCUGAGCCUCCAGCUGCCGAGAGUGCUCCGGAUGCCCCAAAGACGGCCUCUUGGUUUGGCUUCUGGUAUGGCACUCCUCAGCCGGACGCGAGCGCAGCUUCAGCGGCUGAGCCAGACGCACCCAAAGAACAACCAGCAAUUGAAGAAGAGUCCGCAGUAAAGGCCAAAGACGUAUCAACAAAAGAUGUCUCUCCGCCUGAAGCGCCGUCGCCACAAAGCCCUCCUCCCAAAGUCGGCUCUACUUGGGCUUUCUGGUACAGAGAGCCCUCAAAAAAUAAGGAUAAGGCGCCACUACCGGAAUCAGGGCAAAUUGCGGUCAUGGGUGAAGGGUCAGAGGCCCAACCAACGCCUAUGGCAGAAGGAGCUAUCUCAGAAGCGCCGGCCAAAGACCCUAAAGAUGAUGCAUUGACACCAGAACCGCCAGCAAGCGUAUUGUCGUGGCGCAGAACCAAACGGAUUCGACCGAUAUCGAUGGAUCUUGAUAUCCAGCGGCCGCCUUCUGCAGACAGUACAAAAUCAGCUCCUCUGCCUGCUUCGAACUCACUGGCCAGGACCGAUUCUAAGAAGAAGAAACAGGUGCCUUCGAAGAAGGCCGUCGCUGAGAUCGAGUCCACCGUAAAAGAACCGCCCAACGUGCUACUUCCAUCGUUUUCUAGCACAUAUCAAAUGAAGGAGAACCCCUCUAUCCUGCGACAAAUUACGAAUCUCGUAUUACGAACCUCGCAGCAACCUCCAAAUCAUGUCUUCCGUGUCAAAGACACCCCAAAGAUCCGCAAGGCAGUUGCUAUUGGCGUUCAUGGCUUCUUUCCAGCGUCAUACCUACGUCCUAUGAUAGGCCAGCCCACAGGAACCUCUCUGCGAUUUGCAAAUCUUUGCGCUGAGGCUAUUCGCAAAUGGACCGAUAGCCAUGGCAGCCCCAAGUGUAAAAUUGAGAAGGUUGCCCUCGAAGGAGAAGGCAGAAUCAAUGACAGAGUGGCAAAUCUGUGGAAGCUCCUACUAAACUGGAUUGAGCAGAUUCGCCAGGCCGACUUGGUUAUCAUUGCUUGCCACUCCCAAGGAGUGCCAGUCAGCAUCAUGCUGCUGGAGAAGCUGAUUGAUAUGGGGGUGCUAACAGACACCAGAAUUGGCGUUUGUGCCAUGGCCGGCGUGGCCCUCGGCCCUUUCCCAGACUACAAAUCCAGCAUCCUGAUGGGCUCUGCUGCAGAGCUGUGGGAGUUUGGUGAUCCUAACAGCGCCAACUCAAAAAGGUUCGAAGCUUGUCUCAAACGAGUAGUCGAUUUUGGAGCUCGUGUCACAUUUGUGGGCAGUAUUGACGACCAGCUCUCUGCUGUGUACUCGCCUGCAAAUCACCCUUACAUCUACCGUGCUGUCUUCAUCGAUGGUCGAGUACAUGCUCCCGAUUUCAUUUCCCACCUGAUUGGAUUCGCACUCAAGCUUCGCAAUCUGGGUAUAUCAGACCACGGCCUCAUUCGUGAACUCUCCGUUGCCCUUGCCGGAUCACUCUACUCUGGCGAAGGCCACUCACGCUUGUACUAUGACGCAGCCGUAUAUGACCUCGCCAUCAUGCACGCUUUAGAGACGACUGCCACGGCACAGCCCACACCUUGCGAAAUCCCAAAGCGAGAGACAACACCUCUAGCUUCAUCCAAUCCCUAUGUGUUGCCAUGGAUCAUGCGCGGACUUUUGGAAGAGGAUUUUGUCAAGACGCAGCUCAGUGCUGAAACGGAGGAGCUGCUGAGACAAUUUGACGACUGGAAGCCAACGAAUAAGGCACUCAAAGACGUCAAGUAUCGCCUAGAGGUUGUUCGCUCCAAACUAUAAGCGUAGACGAUAUCUCCUUGUUUAUUUUGCCAUUUGACGUCACAUUUACGACC
Trichoderma atroviride IMI 206040 is the source of this 2408-nucleotide messenger RNA. NCBI's taxonomy places the organism in Eukaryota, Fungi, Ascomycota, Sordariomycetes, Hypocreales, Hypocreaceae. The record is from RefSeq and is a predicted model, not a curated record.